CAGGACUUGACUUCAACGCUUUCGAUUUCCGAGCGUCGGGCGAAAGCCGGCGGCGAAUACGCUAAACAGCCCACUUCCCCACGACAACGUGGGGAUGUCGCCCGCGGCUUGUCGUGCCGGUUGAACUGCGAAAUCGCAUGCUCUCCGUUUAAAAGCGAACAGUGUCGCAGUCGUCGAGUCUGUUUCAAGUCAUUCAGAAAACUACUCUGCACAUAAUCUGUCACAAUGUCUGCUCCCAAGGGACCCUUCAAGCUCGUCACUGUCAACACCGCUCCUGAGAGAGCCAAGCGCCUCAUCGGACGGGUUGCUGAGGCCCUUUCGGACCGUUACACCAUUAUCCACAUUGACAACUGCGAGAAGAUCGAAGAAGUCGAGUCCAAGGUCAAGCAGCACAUGCCCGAUGUCCUGUUCAGCGCCUCCAUGUGGUCCGCCGAGCAGGCCAACGAGAUCCACUCCAUUGCCCGGUCGAUCAAGCCCGACAUCAAGCUGCACGCUAUCCCCGAGGGUCUCCAGGUCGAGCGCGGCCCCGACGCCAUUGUUGAAUACCUUUGCGAGAAGGUCCCUCCUCUUCUGGACGCCUAAAUAUGAGGUGUCAGUGUACCAAUUUUAGGAAUAAGCGGGGGAUAUCAUGGUGGAUAUGACGACGAUAUCUAUGUCUUGUAUAUACAUUUACUUCGAUGAAGCUCCUGAAAUAGACG
Molecule: messenger RNA, 698 nt
Organism: Aspergillus costaricaensis CBS 115574
Lineage: Eukaryota; Fungi; Ascomycota; Eurotiomycetes; Eurotiales; Aspergillaceae
Exons: 3
Coding region: 226-582 (118 amino acids)
Source: RefSeq, a predicted model, not a curated record